Messenger RNA from Colletotrichum chrysophilum, 912 nucleotides. RefSeq lists its product as uncharacterized. The record is from RefSeq and is a predicted model, not a curated record. The transcript is spliced from 3 exons. NCBI's taxonomy places the organism in Eukaryota, Fungi, Ascomycota, Sordariomycetes, Glomerellales, Glomerellaceae. The coding region runs from base 1 to 912 and encodes 303 amino acids.
AUGUCGUUCACGCUAAACCCAGACCUCGACCGUCCGAAAGACUCGCUAGACUACUCCGUCUCUCUCCUCGCCGGAAUUCCCGCGGCCGCACAAUGGCACCACGCCCCAGACGCCAGCCCCUUCGACGACGGCGCGGCGUUCCACCUCAUCCGCGCCGCGGUGACGGAGCAGCACAACGACCCGCAACGCCUGCGGCGAACGGCCGGCGUCGUGGCGGCGCUGCUUCCUGCGGAGCGGUCGGCCGAGGCGCUGGCGUCGUUGUGGGGCCUGUUCAUCUCGUUGGCGCAGCAGACGCCCUCGAGUAACAUUGCCAUGCUGGAUUUGGUGGUGCUCCUUGACUGUCUGGCGCUGUCGCCGAAGACGGCGGCGACGGUGGUGGUGGACGGGGUUGAGCAGAUUAGUCAUUUGCACGGGUUGGAUAGGUGUAUUAGGGAGUGUAUGGUGUCCCCAUACGUCUCCGACGACGUCCCCUCGACCCUCACCCGCUGGAUCAACCUCAACGCCUUCGCGGCGCUGCUCUGGUCCUACAACCUCGUCGACGGCCGCGACCACGCGGUGCAGCAGCUGCGCUCAGCCUUCGAGGACCGACGGUCGUCCGACGUGGGCGACCGCGCUGCGGCGGACGCUCGGGUGGUGGCCGCCGCGCAGUGGGCGGUGCACGCGUGCCAGCGGCUGUACCACCUCUCCGUGACGUCGUCAGGGGAAGAAGCCACAGGGACGAAAGCUAAGCUGUGGCGGCCCGGGGCGCGGUUCAAGGGGCGCGCGGGGUUUUCGUUCCAGCGGUGGGAGUUCUGGCAGGCGGCGUUCGAGGAGGUGCAUGAAUUUGGGAGCGGCGGGGUGGAGGCGAAGAUCGAGGCUGGGGCGGCGAGCGGGAUGAUGGAGAAGGUUCUGUAUGCUGGGUUUGAAGGGUGA